Adineta steineri is the source of this 792-nucleotide messenger RNA. NCBI's taxonomy places the organism in Eukaryota, Metazoa, Rotifera, Eurotatoria, Adinetida, Adinetidae. The record is from the annotation of a GenBank genome assembly.
AUGUCUUGUACGGAAUCAUCAGACAUUUAUUGGAAUUAUGAUAAUCCAUCUGACUGGUCAAAAAAUUUUCCAUGUGCAAGUGGACUAUGUCAAUCUCCAAUAGAUAUUAAUUCAAUUGAUACAAUUCCACAUAUGUAUCCAUCAUUUAUAUUUUCUUCAAAAUAUAAUUCCGAUAAACUAUUUACUUUGAAAAAUAAUGGUCGACAAAUAUGUACAACGGUAUCGAAAUCUAUUGAUGAACAUAAACAAAACGAUCUUUGGUUUAGUGGUAGUGGAUUACCUGGAGUAUAUCAUUUUCAAGAAUUUCAUAUACAUUGGGGACAAAGUAAUAGACAUGGAUCAGAACAUAAAAUAAAUGGACAUCGAUUUUCGGGUGAAGCACAUUUUGUUCAUAAAAAUUAUGAUAAUGGACAAAUAGCUGUACUUGCAUUCUUUUUUUCUACUGUUGCUGCUGAUGUUGUUGUCGAUAAUAAUAAUGAACAUCAUGAAUGGGAUAGAUACGCUGAAGUUGCAAGUCGAUUAACGAAAAUUCAUGAUACAACGAAUUGUACAUUUAAUUUAAGUAAACUUAUGCAAAUUGAUGAUCGAGAAUUUUUUCGUUAUAUGGGUAGUUUAACAACACCACCUUGUACAGAAGGAAUUAUUUGGACUGUAUUUUCUUAUGAAAUUCCAAUUAAAGCAAGUAGUUUAGAUCUACUUCGUCAAAAUAUUAUGCGAAAAGUUUGUCGACCUGUACAACCAAUAAAUGGUCGAACUAUUUUUCGAAAUCAUCAUUAUUCAAAGAUAACCUGA